Molecule: messenger RNA, 3320 nt
Organism: Habropoda laboriosa
Lineage: Eukaryota; Metazoa; Arthropoda; Insecta; Hymenoptera; Apidae
Gene: Herc4
Product: probable E3 ubiquitin-protein ligase HERC4
Exons: 18
Coding region: 69-3320 (1083 amino acids)
Molecular function (GO): ubiquitin-protein transferase activity
Source: RefSeq, a predicted model, not a curated record
AUUACAUCAUAGGUUUGACAGUAUAUUGUAACGCUGUUAAAUUUUGUCAUUCUUAAGACUACAAUCUUAUGGCAAACUGGAAUAAAAAACGACGUUUGGCCUGUGAGCCUAUUAUAGCAUUGGAACAUCCUUCAAGCAUAAAAAUAAAUAUGUUUUGUUGGGGUAGUAAUAUACAUGGGGAACUAGGUUUAGGUGGUAUAGAAGAGGAAACUAUUUUAACACCUAGUGAGGUUGAUUUCAAAACAGCUUCAGAAAUUGAGCAAAUUGCAUGUGGUGAAAAUUAUACAGUAGUUAUUACUCAAAAUGGUAAAGUAUAUUCAUGUGGAAACAAUGAUUAUGGACAACUUGGUCAUGAAAAAGGAAGAAAAAGAUUACAAUUAAUACCUGGAUUAGAUGCAUUUGUGUUCAAGAAAGCAUCUUGUGGAGCACACCAUACUUUAGCAGUAAAUGAAUGGGGUCAACUGUUUAGUUGGGGAUCUAAUGCAGAGGGCCAACUAGGUUUAAAUUCUAAAAAUCAGAUGGAAUGUUCACCACGUAUGGUGAAAACUUUAGGUACAAGUACAGUUGUACAAGUAGCUUGUGGCAAGAAACAUGCACUUGCACUAACAAAUAAUGGAGAACUAUAUAGUUGGGGUUUCAAUAGCGAAGGGCAACUUGGUUUAGGUACUGAUGUUGAAUGUGAACUAAAACCUAAACUUAUUAGUACUUUAAUUGGUGUCCCUAUUGCAUUUAUUGCCUGUGGAGGAUAUCACAGUAUAGCUAUAUCAAAAUCAGGGGCUGUAUUUGGGUGGGGAAAAAAUAUGUUUGGUCAGCUAGGACUAAAUGACACACAAAAUAGAAAUUUACCAUGUUUGUUACAAACUUUACAAAAUGCAAAAGUGUGUUAUGCAGCUUGUGGAGAAGAAUUUUCUACAUUUUUAACACUAGAUGGUGGUGUCUUCACUUGUGGUGCAGGAAUGUAUAGUCAAUUAGGACAUGGAAGUAAUACAAAUGAAAUUUUGCCUCGUCAAGUUAUGGAACUUAUGGGUAGCACAGUUACACAGAUCUCAUGUGGCAAAAGACAUACUUUAGCAUUAGUAUCAUCACGAGGUAGGAUUUAUGCUUGGGGUUUAGGUGGUGCAGGACAAUUAGGUAACCGUUCUACUCGAAGUAUAGCAACUCCACAAGUAGUGCAUGGCCCAUGGGUUACAAUAAAUAGUUCUUCAAUGAUGGAUCCUGAUAAACAAUUCAGUUCUUGUACAACUGAAUAUAUUGUUAAACAAAUUUUUACUGGUGGAGAUCAUUGUUUUGCCACAGUAGUUUCGAGGAAUGAAAAUAUAGUACCAGAUAAUUGUAGAAAAUUACAUAGAUCUUCUCAAAUCCUUACAAUAACAGAAGAACAAUUAAUAGCAUGUCAACGAGUUCCACCAAGUUCACCUGUUGAUCAUGAACUUAUGACGUAUUUAGAGACGGUAUUUAGAAAUCAGGCUUGUGUGACCGGAUCAUUCUUAUUUAACAAUGAUGCGCACUAUGGAUGUUCAAGUAAGCAUCAUGGGGUGGAUCUUGACCAAGCAAGUAGAUUAUUUGGAAUUAUUAGAGAAUUGGAUAACAGCACAAUUCAAGAACUGAUAUUUACUUGCAUAUCGGACAGCUUGAUUCCCUCCUUUGUUAAUUUACCAUCUAAAGUAAUUUGUUGGGAAUCCUUAAGAAUCUAUUUAAUAUUACCUUUGUAUCAUGGUUUCGCAAAUCCUCUUAAUUGUAAUUUAUUGCAUAAGCCAUUCUGCAAAGCUGUUUUAGGAUUAAAACCAGAGGUUCUUGAAAUUGUAACAAACUGGUGGCUUAAGGCACCACCUCAUUAUUUUGAGAGAUUAGUUAGAAUUCAUAAGUCAGUUGUUCUACAUUAUGUUAAACAGUCCAAACCAAAUAAGGGUGUAUUGUGGGAUGUGACUCUGCAAGUUGUUUUGGAUUUUUUACGCUUACUAAAUAAAUUGAACAAUGAAGGUGAUGAAGGCAAUAUAGUACCUUAUUCUACUUUUCAUUUGCCAGAAUUAGUAGAAUUUAUAGAUAUAACAGAUGAUUACAUAAAAUGGAUUUCUGAAAAAGAAUCUGUUUCUUACCAGAAAGUGUUUUGUCAUUAUCCUUUCCUCCUUGAUGCUCAAGCUAAAAUUAGAUUGCUUGAAACAGAUCAAGCUAUUCAGAUGCAAUCAGCAAUGAAUGAGGCGGCAACUCGAGCUGUAAUAAAUCAAAUAUUCUUUGAUCCAUCUUCUGCACUUUCACGAGAUCAUAAUCAAUUUGUAAUAUUAAAUGUAUCGCGGGAAAAUAUAGUUCCAGAUACUCUGCUGGCGUUGUCACAAUAUACUUCUAGCGAUUUGAAGAAACCUCUUCGAGUAAAAUUUCACGGUGAAGAAGCAGAAGAUGCAGGGGGAGUUAAGAAGGAAUUUUUCAUGUUGUUAUUGAAAGAAAUUCUUGAUCCCAAAUAUGGCAUGUUUAAACAGUAUGAAGAAACUAGAAUUAUUUGGUUCAGUGAAGAUUCAUUUGAGGAUGAAAACAUGUAUUUUCUGAUUGGAAUUCUUUGUGGACUUGUUAUUUAUAAUUUUAUUAUUAUAGACUUACCAUUCCCAUUAGCUCUGUAUAAAAAAUUAUUACAUGAACCAGUUGGAUUAAUUGACAUCAAAGAAAUGUCACCAGUACUUGCUAAGAGUAUGCAAAAUAUACUUGACUAUGAAGAAACAGAUUUUGAAGAGGUUUUUGCUUUAAACUUUGAAUUGGUUAGAGAUGUAUUUGGUGAAAAAAAAAUAUACGAACUUAUACCAGGUGGGAGUAAUGUUCCUGUUACAUUAAAUAAUAAGAGACAGUUUGUCGAUUUAUACGUAGACUAUACGUUAAAUAAAUCAGUAGAACUUCACUUUCAAGCAUUUUAUAAAGGCUUUCACAAAGUUUGCGGUGGUCGAGUGUUAGAAUUAUUUCAUAGUUACGAACUUAUGGCAGUAGUGGUAGGAAAUGAAGAUUAUGAUUGGGAAGAAUUACAAAAAAAUGCAACAUAUAAAGAAGGAUAUACAAAAAAUGACCCUACUAUUAUACUAUUUUGGCAAGUCUUUCGUGAACUUACAUUAGAAGAAAAGAAAAAAUUUCUACUGUUUUUGACUGGUAGUGACAGAAUACCUAUAGAAGGCAUGAAAGCAAUGAAGAUUACAAUACAACCAGUGAUGGAUGAACGUAUGCUGCCUGUUGCUCACACCUGCUUUAAUUUACUUGAUCUCCCACGAUAUCAAACACGAGAAAGGUUACGAUAUAAGUUACUACAAGCUAUUCAGCAAACUCAUGGUUUUUCAUUAGUAUAA